AUGGAAAAUGAAGAAGAAUAUCGAGAAUCAACAGGUACAUCUUCUAAUGCUGCAAACAGAAGAAAAACAUCGAAUAUGUGGAAAUAUUUUAGAGUAGAAAAGGAUGAGAACGAGGAAGAGAGAGCAUAUUGUCUGAAAUGCUCAAAGAGCUAUGCGUAUACAUCAACUAGUGAAACCUCAAAUCUGAAGCAUCAUAACGAGAAAUGCUUAGGAAUUUUGGAGGCUGAAAGAAGGGUAGUGAAUUUUGAUGAGAGAGUUGCUAGGGAGAAGUAUAGUCGAGUCAUUAUUAGACAUAAUCUUCCUUUCAUUUCGGUUGAAUAUGAAGAGCUGCGGGAUUAUUUUAGCUAUUUGAAUCCAGAUUACAAGUGUUACUCUAGGAACACUGCUGCUAGCGAUGUUAUGAAAAUUUGGGAGAAAGAAAAACAGAUUUUGAAGUCUGAGCUGGAAAAAAUUCCUAGUAGGAUAUGCUUGACCUCAGAUUGUUGGACUUCACUAGCUGGAGAUGGAUACAUAGCUGUCACGGCGCAUUAUGUUGAUGCAAAGUGGGUGCUACAUAGCAAGAUUUUAUCGUUUUGUGAAGUUCUUCCUCUCCAUAGUUGUGAAGUCUUAGCUAGUAAAGUCCACGAAUGUUUGAGAGAGUGGGGAAUAGAGAGAAAGGUGUUCACUUUGACUCUGGAUAAUGCCACAGCUAAUGACAACAUGCAAGACGUAUUGAGGGAUCGGCUUAAUCUAGAUGAUAAUUUGGUGUGCAAAGGAGAAUUUUUUCAUGUCCGGUGUUCUGCACACAUCUUGAACCUGAUUGUACAAGCUGGUUUGGAAGUUCUUAGUCUUGCUUUGUGUAAGAUCAGAGAAAGCGAAAUUCAGUGCUUGUUGGAAGUUCAUAAGAGAAGUGAGGAUAUCGUCAUCCAGACAAUGAUUUCUAACAUGAGGGAGAAGUUUGAUAAAUACUGGGAGGAGUAUAGCGUGAUUCAUGCAAUGGGGGCUGUCUUGGAUCCUAGGAUGAAGUUAAAGCUUUUGAAGCGUUAUUAUGGUGAGCUUGAUCCAUUCACCUCCCAAGAAAAAGUUGAUCAUCUUGAGGAUCAGCUUAGGAAGAUCUUUGAUGAGUAUAGAAGACAGCUCUCUUUGACCCUUGUUGUGAGCUUUACAAGACCAUAUUCUCGUGCUUCUGAGCAAGGAACAGAGACGGAGAACUUUGGUGUGUUGGAUAUGAUAUUCCAGAGACUGCGGAACCAGGAAAGUCAGUUGGAUAUAUAUUUAGAGGAACCAAAACUAGAAAUGAGAGCUCAUCCUGAUUUGAAUGUGUUGCGAUAUUGGAAAGAGAACAUACAUCGUUUUGGCGCACUAGCAUUCAUGGCAGUGGACAUUCUCAGCAUUCCUAUUACCACUGUGGCUUCUGAAUCUUCUUUCAGUAUUGGAGCUCACGUAAUAAGCAAGUACAGAACUCGCCUUAUCCCUAGAAAUGUGCAAGCUUUAUUGUGUACUCGGUCUUGGAUUCAUGGCUAUAAAGUUGAUGGUGAAGAUGUAGAUGAUGAAGAUGAGAUAGUCAUUAUCCGAGAGGCUCCAAGUCAAGCACUAACAACUCCAAAUCAAGACCAUCUUGAUGUAGCUAUAACUCGUUUUAGUUAUGUGUAUUGUGUUGUAGUUAUGGUGCAGCUUGAUAUAGCUGGUUUGUGA
Messenger RNA from Brassica napus (rape), 1674 nucleotides. RefSeq names its product zinc finger BED domain-containing protein RICESLEEPER 1-like. Bases 1 to 1674 code for a protein of 557 amino acids. The transcript has 5 exons. The record is from RefSeq and is a predicted model, not a curated record. Lineage: Eukaryota; Viridiplantae; Streptophyta; Magnoliopsida; Brassicales; Brassicaceae. Gene Ontology annotation, molecular function: protein dimerization activity; DNA binding.